Messenger RNA from Lepidothrix coronata (blue-crowned manakin), 4915 nucleotides. RefSeq names its product histidine decarboxylase (gene HDC). Gene Ontology annotation, molecular function: histidine decarboxylase activity; pyridoxal phosphate binding. Gene Ontology annotation, biological process: histamine biosynthetic process; L-histidine catabolic process. NCBI's taxonomy places the organism in Eukaryota, Metazoa, Chordata, Aves, Passeriformes, Pipridae. Bases 2266 to 4131 code for a protein of 621 amino acids. The record is from RefSeq and is a predicted model, not a curated record. The transcript has 15 exons.
GCCUUAAGUGUUGGGAGGGAGAAGUGGGCAGAGAAUUGCAUUGUACCGUACAAAACUUUGUCAAACAGAUCAAGAUUUGACUUGAGUAUAUAGAAUUGGCAGUAGGAAAAAAUGCUAAAUAUCCUAGUAUCGUUACAUAGUUGGUAAAUUUGAUCCUGGUUGGCAGAUUUGACCUAAAAAUAAUCAAAAGAUAAUAAAAAUGAAAAACCUGGUGGUGAGUUUUAGAAGAACUAUUUUCAAGGAUAUAAUUAUGGUGGUACUAGGACUUGAAGAAAGCCUUGUGCAGUGAUUACCUGGAAAUUGCUCUGUUUUAGGGAUGUUUUCCGGAACUGUCCAUAACGUCACUAGCAAAGGCAGAAACCAGUUAGUCGAGAUAAAUGUGCUGCUUAGGCAUUGUUCCAAUUGAAUUAUUCCGUGAUCAAAGUAAUGUUUGUGUCCUCACAUCCCACAAAAUUGAUGACAGUGUAAUCUCUGUGAGUUCUUAAUAAUGAUAAGAGUCUCAGUCUGAGUGGUGAGUGUGGUAACGUUCACAUCCAAAUGGAGAGUUUCCCACGGUUGAGACAGCACAGGCCUUUGUAGCCAAUAAUGAAAUGAACCUUUUCUAAUCAUUCUGUUUCCUGUGAGCAAAUAUUCUGUUCCUCAUUGUCCAUAAUGAAAUCCUAGUAAGUGCAAGGUAGCUAUAACAAAACCUUAUUUAUCACCAGCAAUAUUUACCCUACCUGUUAUUCAUUAUCACCUAUUUUCUAGUUCUGAACAGGACCUGCUGUUCGUUCUCUUCUGCACAGAACAAGAGACCAAGCUGAUGAAACUCACCUUUGAGCAAGGCGUAGGGUAUAUGUCACAUGAAAUAUUUAUUGUAUAAUUUAGCUCUGAAAACAUUGUUAAAAAUAUUGUUCCUUAUUUGCUGUUCCAAAGUAAAAACAAAAUGUAGUUAGCUACCAUCUGUUUCUUUGAACAGAUGUCCAUAUAUUUUAAGUAUUAGUUACUUGUAAUGAGCUAGAAUCACAGUUCUGGGGAACUUUGGGUUCUUCUUGAGUUGGUCCUGUGCUUGAUGCACCUUCUCACCUUCCCUGUUUCCCUUUAUGAGAUCAUUUACAGUAAAGCCAAGAGACGUUAAUAAAUUGAUAUGAAGUGUGUGGGCAGCUUGUUACUUAUCUCCUGAUGUUUCCAGAGAAAUGUGAGAAAACAGAUUAAUAUGCAUAUAGUAUUUUUUUUCACUUAUUUAAUGCCUUUUUAUCAAUUUGGAUUUUUUUAUUUCAGUACAUUAAUCUGAUGUGUGUGUAUCAGAGCAUCUUUGUCAUAUCUAGAAAACAGUUCCUUCUCAAAUAUCUAAUUGCAACAGGAACUAGGAAGGGUUUCACACUGUUCUGUAGACAUUUUGCUGUGAGAACAAUGUAACAGCUUUCUAGAAAGUGUUUGGGCUGUGUUUGGGUACACGAGGCAGCGAAUUCAAGCUGCUCUGGCAGCCAGUUCUCUUCUGUGUGACGAGAACAGAAAAACUGCUGUCGUGUAUCAGAUGAAGGCUCUGCCUGAUCUGGUGUCCUGUCUCCAGCAGGGUCUGCCCUAAGCAGGAGCCUAAGGUAUAGCAAAAAUAGGGCAAGAAUAUAUUGUACUGGUAGUAGUUUCUCUUCCUGGUGCUUAGUCCACAAAUCCUACCUCUCUUUGCCAAGGGCUGCUUGGUACAGUGUAGAGCAAGUGAAGAUGGUAAGUGCUCAACAGUGAGUACAGUGUCAAAGGUUGUGCUGGCAGAAAUAGGUCAGGAUGUGUUUUCAGGCCCUAAAACUGGAACAAGGGGGAAUCUACAUAGCUGUCCUUUCAAACGGAACAAUCCAGGUGGAGGACUUGGAGAAAUUCUGGAGAGACAAGACCAAAUCCCAGUUCUUAUGUGUAUCAUAUGUGAGGAAAGCAAGCAUAAUGAGGGGAAAAAUAUGCAUUUUCCCAGCUCAGCAAUCUAGGGUGAUAUCCAUGGAGGAACAUCACCCUGGUUUGUGUAACCUGCUCUGAUCUGGAAAGGCAGGAAAUCCACUGAGAAGAUCAUUGCUGCUUUGUAUUGCAGUUCUGGAAUGACAAUAACUGUAAAACCUUUCCUUUUAGCAGCAUGGGACUGACAGCAUAAAGACUGAAGAUUUGUGGGGAUAAUGCGUGAGUCUGAGAGAUAAAGGGAGCUAUAAAGGGGGAAGCAACCAGGAGGGCACCAGAGGGAACUGCCCACAGCUCCCAAGGGGUCGUGGCCCAGGUUUGGAGGUGCUUCUGUAAGGAAUCAGUAUGGAGCCAGAGGAGUACAGACAGAGAGGGAAAGAGAUGGUGGAUUACAUUUGCCAGUACCUGAGCAAUGUGAGAGAGAGACGGGUGACUCCUGAUGUGCAGCCGGGUUACAUGAGAGCCCAGUUGCCGGAUUCUGCCCCAAUGGAUCCUGACAGCUGGGACAACAUCUUUGGAGAUAUAGAGAAGAUUAUUAUGCCAGGGGUAGUCCAUUGGCAAAGUCCACACAUGCAUGCCUACUUUCCAGCUCUUACUUCCUGGCCUUCACUCCUUGGAGAUAUGUUGGCUGAUGCAAUUAACUGCUUGGGAUUCACAUGGGCCUCCAGCCCAGCCUGUACAGAACUGGAAAUGAAUGUGAUGGAUUGGUUGGCCAAAAUGCUGGGACUUCCAGAAAAAUUCCUGCACUACCAUCCUGACAGUGUGGGUGGAGGAGUAUUACAGAGCACUGUGAGUGAAUCCACCUUGGUUGCACUGCUAGCAGCAAGGAAGAACAAAAUUCUGGAGAUGAAGGUUUCCGAGCCAAACACCGAUGAGUCCUCGCUCAAUUCUCGCCUCAUCGCUUAUGCAUCUGAUCAAGCACAUUCUUCUGUAGAAAAGGCUGGCUUGAUUUCCCUUGUGAAGAUAAAAUUUCUGCCUGUGGAUGAGAACUUUUCCCUCAGAGGUGAAACUUUGAAGAAAGCCAUUGCAGAAGACAGAAAGAAAGGCCUCGUGCCAGUCUUUGUUUGUGCAACAUUGGGUACAACUGGUGUCUGUGCUUUUGACAGUCUCUCAGAACUGGGUCCAAUUUGUGAUGCUGAGGGACUCUGGCUUCAUAUUGAUGCUGCAUAUGCAGGAACAGCAUUUGUAUGUCCUGAAUUUAGGCUGUUCUUGGAUGGAAUUGAAUAUGCAGAUUCCUUUACUUUUAACCCUUCUAAAUGGAUGAUGGUUCAUUUUGACUGCACUGGAUUUUGGGUUAAGGAUAAAUACAAAUUACAUCAAACCUUCAGUGUUAACCCUGUCUACCUCAGACAUGCCAACUCAGGAGCUGCAAUUGACUUCAUGCACUGGCAGAUUCCACUGAGUCGCCGAUUCCGGUCUUUGAAGCUGUGGUUUGUGCUUCGCUCGUUUGGGGUGAAAAAGCUUCAAGCUCACGUCCGACAUGGUACUGAAACAGCCAAAUUCUUUGAGUCCUUGGUUAAAAGUGAUCCACUUUUUGAAAUUCCUGCGAAGAGGCAUCUUGGACUGGUUGUAUUUCGGCUAAAGGGUCCCAACUGGCUGACAGAAAAACUCCUGAAAGAACUAAGCAUUUCUGGCAGGCUCUUCCUCAUUCCAGCGACCAUUCAUGACAAGUUCAUCAUUCGCUUUACUGUAACGUCUCAGUUCACAACCAGGGAAGACAUUCUGCGAGACUGGAACAUCAUUCAACACACUGCAGCCCAAAUUGUUAGCCAGAAUUAUGGGCUGCACUGCAUCAGUUCUGAUGAUGGGGCAAGAAUCCCUGCUAUGGUAGUAGAGCCCAGUUCUGAUGCCAUUAGUAAUGCUUCCCAGCUUUGUCUAGAUGGAGGGAAAUCUAAACCACCUUCCAGAAAAACAGUAGUUCAGCCUAAGAAGUUAUCGGUAGAUCAAGUCCUUCUUGUAGAAGAGGAAGAAGAUAAAAAGAGCUGCCUAAUACACAAUAAGCAAGAGGACUCUCAUUUUGAUGCCAAAGAAGGGACUGUAAGGAAUGACACUUCCAUACACCACAGAUGCAAACUGUAUGAGGUCGGUAUUGGACAUGAAGGAACAAAAAAUGUAAGCAAAGAAAUACAAAUAAGUAACUGUUUAGGAGACAAACAAGGUUUUUUGUCAAGUGAUCCCGAAGAUGGUCAGGCGAGGACAGAAGUGCAGUGAUACCACUAGAGUGCAUUGUAGAUGGUUAGUGCAUGGCCAGCAUUGCAGGUAUCAAGGCCCACGUGAGGGCAGUUUGGGGGUCAAAUGACUCGUAUAAAGGCUGGGAGGAAAAUGCUAUUUACCAUGAGUGAAGGUCUCUAGGUCAGACCAUAAAUGUGCCAGUUAGGAAAAGGAAAGUGUUUCUGCUUUGAUUGUACUUAGAUGAAGAUUGAUUUGUGUCCAGGAGGAGCUACCGCUAAAAAAGAGAGAAACAGACCUGUGAGAUAUGGGAAAGAAUGCUUUCACUAAAAAAAAUUGUGAGCAGAAAUGAUUCAGUCCAGAAGAAAAAUAAAAAAAAUGGUAUAGCAUUCAGCAAAAGCUUGUUGCAAUUAUGGCAAGGAUAAUUUUAGGGACCCUGGAAAGCAUCAAACCCAUGUAGUAAGUAGGGAAAGAAGUAGUGUGCAGAGUCAGAAAAACUAUGUAAACUGAGUUGAUAAAGAAUGAUCCAAAGGUCCAAAACUAGCUGAUAAAUUGAAAAGGACAGAAAAGGAAGCAAGACCUUUGGAUUUAGCCACAAGCCAAUCAUUAAUUUUUUUAGAAGGUCAAUGCGAGUAAAGUGACCUUAGCAAAAUCAACUGAAUCUUAUAACAAGUAUUUGAGCAGAACUAGCAUAAACUUAGGGCUUGAGGUUUUUUAAAAAAAGAUGACUGAGCAGCAUUUUGAACGUGACUGGAAAUCUCCAGAGGCAGAUUGCUGCUGAAGAGCCCUUCGUGGAAAUGAAAUCCCUGACGGCAGCUGCGGGCGG